Molecule: messenger RNA, 1107 nt
Organism: Musca vetustissima
Lineage: Eukaryota; Metazoa; Arthropoda; Insecta; Diptera; Muscidae
Product: decapping nuclease DXO homolog
Exons: 3
Coding region: 37-1107 (356 amino acids)
Biological process (GO): NAD-cap decapping; nuclear-transcribed mRNA catabolic process
Cellular component (GO): nucleus; cytosol
Molecular function (GO): mRNA 5'-diphosphatase activity
Source: RefSeq, a predicted model, not a curated record
AUUGGUCUGUCAUGGAUUAGACCACCAGAAAGUGAAAUGGCCUUCCCCGAUAUAAAGAAACCUCAUCCAAUUGGAUUUUUUAGCAUUGAUGGUGAUCGAAUGUUCGAACCCAACGAUACUCAAUUGAAAUACUACAAAAGCCCAGCAGCUGAAGCUUUCCCUUUGGAUUUAAAUGCCGGCCUCAAUAGAGUCAUCCACAAACCAGAAUCUGCCCGAAAUGAAUUAUUGGAUCAUUUAUUACGUUUCCUAUAUGAUCAUCAACAAAGGAUUUUUGUAAAUUCGCCGGCUCCUGAAUUUGUAUCAUAUCGAGGUUUGCUACGACUACUGAUGUGUACACCAUAUGAACACCGAAGUGAUUGGUGUAUCCACGUUACACGAUUUAAGAAUACAAUUUAUUUGGUAGAACGUGAGACGGAGCAGAAACGUUAUGAACGAUCUCAAGAGAGUCAAUUUCAGAAGAAUUGUUGUUCGUGGGGUUUUAAAUUUGAGCAAUAUUGUUUGUCAGAUUCACCGUUUCGAGAACCGGAUACAAGUCCCCCCGUUAAUGAGUCCGAGGAGUUUUCUCUUGUCUUCCAUACACGUUUGGCUGGUAUGAAUUUGUUGUAUGGCGCUGAAAUGGAUGGUGUUAUAAGUGAACAACCGGUCCAGCUAAACUAUGACAAACCUGUAUUGGAGAAUCUAAAAUUCGUUGAGCUCAAAACACGUCAAGCUCUUUUUAACGAUCGACAACGCACAUCCUAUCUAAAAUUCAAAUCACGCAAUUGGUGGUGUCAGUCCUUUUUGGUUGGCAUCGAAGAUCUUUAUGUUGGUAUACGUAAUGACAAGGGUUUUGUCAGAAGUUUGGAGCAUAUCGAAACGCGUUCUUUGCCAAAAAAUGGACAAAAUCAUUGGUCCCCUUGGGUCUGUGCAAAUUUCCUCAGUCAAUUUCUGGGUCGCCUCAAAGCUAUUACAGCAAAUCUUAACUGCCCUUAUACAGUAUAUGAAUUUUAUUUUAAUGCCAGAUCGGGACAAAUAAAUUAUGUUUGUCUGCCGGGUAAAACAGAUCAUUCAUUUCUACCCGAUUGGUAUGUUGAAUCAUUUUCACGUCUCAAUAAAAAUUCAAAAUAA